AUGCAGAUGUCUACACGUCGUUCACUAACAAUUCCAGCAGACGAGCCAUCAGGUUUGCCACCGUUGCAUCUUCUUAGGCUUCAGGCAGAAAUAUUGCCAGGAUCGAGUUCGGGCAGAUGCAAAUGUGAUUCGACGACGGCACAUGUGGCUUACGUGGAUGAGGACUGGAUGGAUUACGUGGUAUGGAUCUUCGGCGAUGUUUGGUGUUCAGUGUGGCUAGCGGUAGACGUUUGGAUGUGUACGGCGUCUAUUCUCAACUUAUGCGUCAUCUCUCUCGAUCGUUACGUGGCGGUGACGAGACCUGUCAGUUACCCGAGCAUUAUGAGCAGAAAGCGCGCAAAAGCGUUAAUUGCCGGUCUGUGGAUUUUAUCAUUCGUCAUCUGUUUCCCACCACUAGUGUGGAAGGAUAAAAAGCCCGAAGAAAAGAAUCCCCCUUGUGAGUGGACCUGUGAGCUUACCAACGACACUGGAUACGUAGUCUACUCGGCACUUGGCUCCUUCUAUAUUCCAAUGUUCGUGAUGUUGUUUUUCUAUUGGAGAAUAUAUAAGGCUGCCGUAAGAACUACAAAGGCUAUCAACCAAGGAUUUAGAACUACUAAAGGUAAAGGCCUAGGUAAUCGGUUUGAUGACAACCGUCUGACAUUGAGGAUACACCGAGGACGUGGUUCUGCUAGACCGCACGGUUCUCCGCUGUCGACUGCUUCUAAUCAUUCCACUAGCACAUCACUGAGUGCAUCUCCAGAAAGAUUAAGAAGACACUCUAGCGCCAGGCGUGCGCAUGAGAAAGUUAAAAUAUCCGUAUCCUACCCAUCUUCUGAGCAAAUCUGUCCAGUAAUAGAAAACUCCAGGUCUCCUAGUAGAUCACCAAGUCCAAGUCUUUACGCUGUUCAUUAUGAAAGGGAUGGGCGGGAACUGACUGAGAGUAGAUUGAGAGUCAAACCACCCCAUCAUCUAGCACCAGGCCCUCUUUAUGAUGAGUAUGAUGAUAAACCAAGGGCGACUAGAAGAAUGGGCAAGAGAAAUAUAAAAGCUCAGGUUAAACGUUUCCGAAUGGAGACUAAGGCAGCUAAAACCCUGGGCAUAAUCGUGGGAGGUUUCGUGUUUUGCUGGCUGCCAUUCUUCAGUGUAUACGUCGUAAGAGCCUUCUGUGGGGAAUGCGUUACUCCUAUAGUCUUCUCAGUACUCUUCUGGUUGGGUUACUGCAACUCUGCCAUUAAUCCACUCAUUUACGCGUUAUUCUCCAAAGAUUUUAGGUUUGCAUUUAAAAGAAUCAUCUGCAAAUGUUUCUGUGGUGGAGGGGGUGUGAGAAGAGAGAGUGAUGAAGGAUCAGCUCGACGCGCCAAUCACAAGCCGCAACAUUCGCACUCGCUGGAUGAACAUGAUACAGGGCACACGCAUACCACCACUGCUAGUGAGAGGUGACGACAAACUAUGCGGCGGCAAAACCCUCAAUUCCAAACGACCGUCGCAUGUGUCUAGCAAAUAAUAAAUAGAGACGUGCGGAAAAUAGCACUUCUAAAAAAUAGCGUUAUACAUAAUAACGUUACGCUAUUUAGAUGAACUCUGACGCUAUUAGUCUUGAUAUAACCAAAAUUCGUUAUUAAUGAAAAUUAUGAUUGUUUAAAUUUCCAAACAAAACUAGAUAGAACGAACAAAGCAAUAUUAGAUUAAAACAAUAGAACCCUAAACACCAACAACAAAGUAAAUUCUAAUUACCAAUAAUGAAGUUAAUUCAGAGAACACUCAUAUUAACACGUAGCUAUAUAUGAUUUUUUUAUUUGAAUACAGUACCUCACUUGGUGUCGUAAGUUGCAAAUAUGAAUGAAUCUAGAAGUUUAGUGUAUUUAUUAUAUAGAGUUAAGAACUAAUUAAGUUGGUGUAAAAUAUAUAAGUGGAAUUAUUUCUUGAAAAGACUGUCUGAUCAAAUUAAUGUAUAUUAUUAGAUAGCUAAAUGUUUUCAUAGUAACUAAAUUAAUAUAGUACCUAGAUACUUACCUUCGUAAAUAUAAAGUAUAAUUAUUAUGAUAAAAUUCCGUAUUAACUUUAUAAAUAUUGUAACUAAUCCUUAACUGUAACUAAUACGUUGUACCAAGAGAAAUAAUAAUUGUAACUAACAGAAAAUAUAGCUUGAUACUUAAAUAAUAUUUAUUAUAUCAAAAACUCCCUGUACUUUUUAAACUCAUAUUUUUAAUUUUAUCUUCCAAAAAAUUUCCAUAUACAAAGUUCACUAAAACAAUAUGUCAGAAUAGGGAUGGCGACCAAUUUUUGUUUGUUUCCGUCAGGUAGAUUGCUUAAUAUCAAACACGUAUUUUUUUACUUUUUUUCAUAGUCAUUAAAUUACGGCGAUACAUUGAGUUAAAAUGACACAUGACGUCACGCUUCUGUACAUCUUCUAAAAUACUGUGACGUAGCGAGCCCCCACUCUUCAACUUUAAUAAACAAGUUAUUUCUUGUGAAAUUACAGUAAAUUAAAUACGUACCUAAUAUUUUUCUAUUAUCGGACUUGUCAGUCAGAUAAUCGACGGACUAAAUUGAUUUAUUUUUUCGCAGUCGUCAACCCUAUUAUGAUCAACAAAAUAUCAAAAAAGUGACGCGAAUAUGACAACGACUUCCUUAAAUCAUUUAUUAUACAGUGCUAGCAUAUAUAACAUUUGGCACUCAAAUAAAUCUCCUGAUAUUUGAAACAAUAUGAAAUUUUCAGAGUACAUUAUUUUCAAUCUUCCUCUCUUAAAUUACUUGUUCCUAUGGAAUAUUAUCAGAAUUUAUUGCUUAUUUUCAAAAGUUGAAUCUAUUGAAUAAACAAGCUUUAAUUAUCAUUUACGUUUAUUAUAUAAAAUAAUAAAUCGAAGCAUUCGCUUUACUAUAUUACUAAAUUUUAAAGAAAAUAAUGCUAAUAAGCGAUUUUUAUUAUUCAUUGUCAUAAUGUACAGGAAGCUUGCAAUCAGUGCACUUUUUUCCUGCGGCUUAGUAUCGAUAAUAAAACCUAUUUACGGGGAUAUUAUUUUAUAUUUCAAUAUCAUUAUAAAUAAUGUAACAUUCAUAAUAUUUUUAUGUUUAUUUUAAUAGUUGUGAGCACACUGUAGGCUUAUUAAUAAAACUCAGUCAUCAACAUCCAUAUAGUAUGGGAUAUCAUAAGUAGUAACGUCUUUACAUCUUUUUCUUCUUCGUCUCUUACGUUAGUAACAUAACUUAUUAUUAAAUAUGUGCGCUGAUUACGCACUUUUCCAGUAUCAUAUUCAAUAGUUAGACUUUGCUUUUAUGAAUAAACUAACUAUUUGCAUAUUCUUGAGUUAUUAUUCGUUUCCUAAUAACCAAAAAGUCUUCUCACUUAUGUCCUUUACGUACAAUUUGACAACUAUCAGAACCUCUAACGUGUGAUAUUAGCAUAUUUUUCGAAAUUUCUGUUUAAGAGUUAGAAAUUUUUCAACGAUGGAUUGCUGAAAGAACAUGAAUAUUUUUUUACAAUAAUAAAAAGUGAAUAAACUAUUGUUUCUAAUAAGUAUAGUUAUCCAAAGAUCUUGAUUCGUUUCUUAUCAAAGAUUUGCUUUUAUUUAUUGUAAAAAACUAUUUUAAUGGAAUGAAAGGUGGUUGACAGUGCCUAUUUUGUAUAAAAAUAUAUUAAAUCAAUUAUCUGGUUCGACUUUGCUUUUAAGUUAUAAUGAUAGAUGCGCCAGUAUUUAAAAAAGUAUUUUUCCGAAUCAAACUACCUAGAUGUCGCUACGUACUUUGAAACUUGUGUAAUGUCCAAGCAAAAUUCAGUUUUUAUUAUGUCACGUAUACAGGAACAAAAAUGACUCUUUUUGUCCAUUUUGAUGUCAUUUUUUCCCGAACCUUUAGAAAUAUAUCGAACAGAGUAUCGACAUCUCCAUUUAUAUUUAUUUUAGUAGUACCUUUUUAUGAAUACAUUUGCAUUGAAGCAAAAUCUAAUCAGAGUCUCUGAAAAAUUAAUACUAGAUUUCAAUGUAGGUGGAUGAAUAACUUUGGCAUCGAGACUCUUGGUUUAAUAUAGAUAUGCAUAAAAUUCAGAUAAACAAUAAAGUCAUCGAUAUGGUAUUUGCAAUAGAAAAGAUCUCAUAACGCCUUCUUUAACAAACUCUCGUAAAUCAAGCAAUUUUGGCACCGAAUAAUAGUAAGUAUUUUAGGUGUUAAUAAAGACAUAUUUUUAUUAUUCCUUUCGUAUUAUAAAAAUUAUUCUUUUAUGUCAUAGCUUUUAAAUAUUUGUUUACUUUAAAUAUGAUAUAAAAUUACGCAAUUUAAAGAUCUCAACGUUCCUCAAAUUCUAUUGUGUAUUUGAUGUUUUAAAAUUAAUACUCUUCGUUAGUAAAAUGUUGUAACUGUAUGUGUAAGCGAUAUAAAUAUUAUUGUGUAUAAAUAUAUGAGAUGUUACCU
This is a messenger RNA of Diatraea saccharalis (sugarcane borer), 4389 nucleotides long. NCBI's taxonomy places the organism in Eukaryota, Metazoa, Arthropoda, Insecta, Lepidoptera, Crambidae. The record is from the annotation of a GenBank genome assembly.